AGUCUGGAUCCCGCCCACCGUGACUCUUAGGACCCUAGACUCGCCCAGCUCCAGUGUCCCCCCGCUAGCUGCGGUGGGGGAGGGGCCUCGGGAGGGUGCUAUGUGGAGCUGAGAGGCGGGGCGGGGUAGCUGAGAGUGGCCCCCUGGUGGGGCAAUGGAGAAGCAGUAAUCUCUAGGGGUAGCAGGCGGCCUCAACGGGGAAUCCCCUGGAGGGGCAACCGGGGGAGUGCCAGGAGGCAUCAGAGGAGUCGAGGCAGGCGCCGGCUGGCCCUCCGACGGUCUUGUGUCAUGAUUCUGGGUGCCCCUUAUGCCCUGGGGGAAUCUUAAUUAGAAGUCUUGAUUCCAGCCGGCCCUCCGAGGUGGUAGCGGUUCGGUUCCAGGCCCAAUCAGCAUUCUGGGAAGAUUGUGGGCCACAUCCUAGCGUCCGGCACGUGCCCUGGAGGAUUUAAUACCUUUUCCUGAAACCUCUGUAUCCAGGAUGUCCAGCUUUGGGUCCGAGGGGCAUGGCGUGCACAACUCGGGAUGCAGUCUGAGCUCCGGGUCAACUUGCUUGCACCCCCACAAACCCUAUGAGGAUCGGCCCCGUAGCAUCCUAAAAACCAACAGCUCCACCCUGAUGCAUAAAUCCCUCCAUGAAGAAAAGAGAAAGUCUCAGCACUGGGAUGAAAUGAAUAUCAUGGCCACCUACCACCCAGCUGACAAGGACUACGGAUCUAUGAAGGUGGAUGAGCCCAGCACUCCCUACCACAGGCUGCAGGACAGUGAUGAGAACCUGCCUUCCCACACAGUGACUCCUGAGGCACUAGCAGAGAGGUUUGCAACAACAGACAAUUUCUGGCCCAAGGUCCUCCAGGACAGUGAUGACAGAAGCUCAGGGUCUUCAGACAACUUUCUCAAAACACACUCCAGUGAUUUUGAGAAGCACCGCAAGGCACACUACAGUGAAGGAAAUGUCUUCAAGACUAAGAAAAACCUACCCUUUGGUAAUAACAAGAACAGCAGUGAGGGUAGUGAAAGUUUGGGAAGUGGCAGUCAAGGUGUGGUACUGGACCCAGGGUCAAAGUCUGUGGAAAGAGGCUGCUGUGCAGGAGGACUGGCCAGAGGAGUCAAAGAUGAGAUUGGCCAGGUGACCAGGAACCACAUCCUAGAAGCCAAGGAUUCCACUACCUUCAGAAAUCAGUCCCCAGCUUCUGCCAUUAUUACGUUGGGCAAAGAGGUUGAUCUGCAACGAAAGGAGUAUUAUAGCAAAGGUAGAUACCUGAGAUGCUGUCCUCACCCAGAGCUUGAGGAAGACAUGGAAGAUGAGCAGCCGAACAGUUCUGCAAGCCUAAACUGGAUGAGCGAGAAUUCCAUAAGAACUGAGGUCUGUUUGCUGGACCACACGGGAAGCCCACUUCUGGAUCACAGGCCAUCAAGAACUCCCUGACAGUGACAGUGACACCACUGCAGCUUGAUGAAUCCCUGCAGCUUUGAUGGACUCAGGAAGAGGAAGCCAAACAGAAAAUGUAGCCAGCUGGACAUGGGGUGGGGACCAACCUUCCUCUGCCUUCAGCGCCCUAGGGGUAGAAAAUAAAGAGAAGAGCAGGAGUCUGGGUGCUGUGAAUUGGGGGCCCAGGAGGGACAUGCCCGGUCACUGAAGAGAGGGGAGGGAGAAGAGAAGGGAAGCUCACACACAGGAAACCACGAGCAGCCAAAGCAGAGAAGAAAGCUCAGAGUAGUCUGGGUGAUUGGGGUCUGAAAAGGCCCACCUGCAGCAGGGUGAUGAUGAUUGACAUGAUUCAGUCAACCAUAAAUUCACUAAUAUUUUAUUGUAACUCUUACAACCCUGGAGGCAGGGCUUGUCAUCCCCAUCUGGAAGAUGAGGAAACUGAGGAAUAAGAGAGCUUCCCCAGGGUCAUCCAGUCUCUAAGUGACAGAGCCAGGAUUUGAACGCAUAUC
This is a messenger RNA of Phyllostomus discolor (pale spear-nosed bat), 1938 nucleotides long. Its product is annotated as protein phosphatase inhibitor 2-like. Gene Ontology annotation, biological process: regulation of signal transduction. Bases 479 to 1426 code for a protein of 315 amino acids. Lineage: Eukaryota; Metazoa; Chordata; Mammalia; Chiroptera; Phyllostomidae. The record is from RefSeq and is a predicted model, not a curated record. Gene Ontology annotation, molecular function: protein phosphatase inhibitor activity. The transcript is spliced from 8 exons.